Messenger RNA from Fonsecaea erecta, 1893 nucleotides. RefSeq lists its product as hypothetical. The coding region runs from base 1 to 1893 and encodes 630 amino acids. The transcript is spliced from 3 exons. Lineage: Eukaryota; Fungi; Ascomycota; Eurotiomycetes; Chaetothyriales; Herpotrichiellaceae. Gene Ontology annotation, molecular function: oxidoreductase activity. The record is from RefSeq and is a predicted model, not a curated record.
AUGGCGCCUCGCGACGACAGACCCGAGGUGAGGUUCAGUGACGCUCCUGGCAUGCCCGACCCGGGCUUCUACUCCCACGCCGUCAGCCUGAAGCAAUCCAACCGCUUGGUCUUCACGUCGGGCAUCAUCGCUCAGCGACCAGACGGCAGCUUUGCGGAGUCGUUGGAGGAGCAGGCCCAGACGGUGUACGAGAACCUCCAGCAGGCACUGGAGAAGUCCGGCGCGUCGGCGCGAGAUGUGAUCAAGGUCACCUUCUACGUCGUCGACUGGUCCCUUGAGCAGGGCAAGUCGUUCAUCUCGCUGUUUCUCGACUUUAUGACCGACGAAGAUGGCACCGUGCGUCGCCCACUCACGACUCUGGUCCCGGUCACGAAGCUUGCCAUACCGGGAGCCAAACUUGAAAUCGAAGUGGUGGCCGCGGCCGGAGGGCAUGCCUCGCGGUACGCAGGGCCCUCCGUUCGCUCCUUCGCUCGACCCGCCACGCCGUCAAAGGUCGACGUGGUCGUUGUUGGGGGCGGCUUCAGCGGCGUGCAAGCGGCUUGGGACCUCCAAAAGGCCGGCUUGAGCUGUGUGCUUUUGGAAGCGAAACAUCGCAUUGGCGGUCGAAGCCGGUCGCAGCAGCUGCAGAGCGGUCCGGGCAUCGUCGAGCUGGGGGCAACCUGGAUCAACAAAAAGACGCAGCCGAAAGUGUACGCCACGGCCAAGCGGCUCGGUCUGGACAUUGUGGAUCAAUAUACCGACGGAGACGAAAUCUGGCAGUUCAAGGACGGGACGGUGGUGAGGGCCAGCCCUGGGUCUCCCGAGGCCGAGCAGGUCGCCCAGUUCAACAUAGCGUUGUGCGAGGUCAUCGACGGGGGAAGCGAGAACAUUGACAUCCGCAAGUCCCAUGAAUUCCCCACGAACCUCGACGUCUCGAUGGAGACGUGGUCCGAAAGCAAAGGGUUGACUGACGAUCUGACCAAGGCCGCGAUGAAAUUCUUCACCGGCGCCGUGGUCGGUCGCGAUCCCGCCGAGAUUGGCAUGCAUUAUUUCCUGGAUUACAUCAAGUCAGGAGGGGGUUUCAUCAGUAUCGCGACCGAGGGCGAAGAGGGUGCCCAGUCACUCAAGAUCAAGCAAGGUACAUCGGCUGUGGCGACUGGUCUUGCUGAUGAGAUGAAACCUGGAUCCAUCUUCAUCAACAGUCCGGUCGACAACAUCCACCAAACGGCCGCAGGAGCCCUCGUCCACACGGCGACUGGGGAAAAGAUCUUCUGCCGGAAAGUGGUUAUUGCUAUCCCGACCAACACCUAUGCGGGGAUCAACUUCUCACCUCCCCUGCCCCACGACAAGAGGGCACUCGUCUCGCGCACCAAGCCCGGCGUAUAUGCGAAGAUGAUUCUCACGUACAGUCGGCCGUGGUGGAAGGAGCUCGGCUUGGUGGGCAAGUUCUCGAGCUUCAAGGGGCCGAUCUGCUUCUCCUGGGACAUUUCGGACGACACACGCCAGCAGUACUCUCUGGCCAUGUUCAUCGCGGGCGAAGUGGCGGCCAGAUGGGCGACGCUGAGUGAGCUUCAACGCAUUGAAGUCGUGAUUGAUCACCUUGCGGAGCUACUGGGGGCCGAGCACGCGCAUCUCGCAAAGGACGACGUUCUCGAGGUCAACUACGUCAACUGGUCAGAAGAGGCCUACCUGGGCGGCGCACCCACGUCGACCAUGGGACCGGGCAUGCUCUCGCGGUACGGCACGGCGCUGCGACAGCCGUUCAAGCACAUCCACUUUGCGGGCGGCGAGACGGCGUACGAGUGGAAGGGGUACCUGGAGGGAGCACUCCGAGCGGGUUCCCGUGCAGCCGACGAGGUCAUCGCAUGGGCCAAGGAUGAGGGACUGAUCAAAAAGGUGUCGGCGAAUCUGUGA